CUGUUGCGAUCAUGUCUUGUUCUUUUUCGCCUUUCUACAGAACCGUUUCGUGUUAACUCAAGUAAACAAAUCAUUAUUGGUUUCAUUUUUCUUGUAAUUGUGCAAACUAAUUGUCCCACAAUGGCACAGAAAUCUAUAUUAUCAUUUUUCACCAAAUCAAAUGCGAAAAAGAGUGAUAAUCCAUCCGGUCCCAUGGGUUCUUGCACCGGUGUGGAAGCGGUGAAGGGGGAGAACAACAACAAUGCGUUUGGCUCAAAGAAACCGGAAAGGCCAACCGUGGAUGAUGAAGACAGCCCAGUGAAGAGCAAAGGGCGCAAGUCCGCAGCAGUUUUUGAAUCAUCACCCUCCCCGUCUCCUCAGAAGUUAAAGGUUAAUGAUAGUAAAACACCGACCGGAAUCGCAAAGCGUCGGAGGAUUGUAUCAUCGGGCAGUGAAGAUGAGACACCUACAAAAAAGACCAGUUCCCCAGAAACGAAGCCGAAGGAAUCGAUUAAAAACGAAGAUAAGAGCCCGGUCAAGACAUCGAAGUCGACAACCGUUGUAAAGAAGGAGAAGAAAUCCCCAAAGGAGACGCCGAAAAAGAAGUCCCCCAAACAAAAGUCUCCCAUCAAGAGAGAAAAAGAUCAAGACGUUGAGAUGAAGGAAGUUAAACAGGAAAUAGAAUCGCCAGCAAAGGAACAGAAAACUGUGGACACGAAAGAUAAGGCUGCCAACGUGAUGAGUUUCUUCACCAGUGCCAAGAAGGAAGAGACAUCCAGCACUGCUAGUGGCUCCAAAGUAGACGGAGUCGAUUACAAUCCGGGGAAGAAAAACUACCACCCGAUAAACGAUGCCUUUUGGAAGAAGGGCAGCAAAAUACCGUAUCUCGCUUUGGCUCGAACUUUCCAGAUAAUCGAAGAAACAAGCGGACGCUUACGAAUGAUAGAGAUUCUUAGCAAUUACUUCCGGUCGGUAAUUGUACUCAGUCCGAGCGAGCUUCUGGCAAGCGUAUAUCUUAGUCUCAACCAGCUCGCGCCGGCAUACGAAGGCGUUGAGCUGGGAAUUGCAGAGCACACGCUGAUGAAGGCUAUCGCCCAAAGCACUGGUCGGAGUUUGUCUCAGAUCAAAACCGAUGCGCAAAAUACCGGUGAUUUGGGACUGGUGGCCGAACAAUCCAAGAGCAGCCAGCGAAUGAUGUUCCGUCCGGCGCCACACACUGUCGAGGGAGUGUUCGGAAAGCUACAAGAAAUUGCGAGGAUGACGGGCACUGCUUCGAUGGCGAAAAAAAUGGACAAAAUUCAGUCGAUGUUUGUGGCGUGUCGUCACUCGGAGGCUCGCUUCAUCAUACGCUCGCUGGCAGGGAAGCUUCGCAUAGGACUCGCCGAGCAGUCCCUUCUUCAGGCUCUGGCCCAAGCUUGUGCUAUGACGCCACCGAAUUCGAAGGACCAAAAAGAGCCUAUUCUGAACGCAUUGAACAAAUGCAGCGAAACAUCUGCGAAGGCAAAAGUAGACGAGAUCGCGUUAAUACUUAAAACGGUAUACUGCCAAUGUCCAAAUUAUAAUCAGAUUAUCCCCGUGUUGUUGGAACACGGUAUCGACCAUUUAUUGGACAAAUGCCCGAUGGUUCCGGGAACCCCGCUGAAGCCUAUGCUGGCACAUCCUACCAAAGGUGUGCAUGAGGUUCUUGAACGCUUCGGUGGUAUCGAUUUCACCUGUGAGUGGAAGUACGAUGGAGAGCGAGCUCAGAUUCAUAUAGCCGAUGAUGGUAGCAUUAACAUCUACAGUCGUAAUCAGGAGAACAACACGAGCAAAUAUCCGGAUAUCAUAGCGCGGUUGGAUCGUACGCGACUGGAAUCGGUGCGCAGUGCUAUUCUAGAUUGCGAAGCUGUGGCAUGGGAUCCUGAGAAGAAACAAAUUCUGCCGUUCCAGAUUUUGAGCACCCGCAAACGGAAGGAUGCCAACGAGACGGACAUCAAAGUACAGGUAUGCGUCUUCAUGUUCGAUUUGCUGUAUCUGAACGGCUCCCCUCUGGUCGAACGUCCCUUCCUCGAGAGGCGUGAACUGCUCUACAAACACUUCCGCGAAAUCGAGGGCGAAUGGAAAUACGCCACACGAUUGGACACCGAUGAUAUCGAUGAGUUGCAACGCUUCCUGGAGGAUGCCGUCAAGGGAAACUGCGAGGGUUUGAUGGUAAAGACCCUCCAGAAGGAGGCCACCUAUGAAAUUGCCAAACGUUCCCGGAAUUGGUUGAAGCUGAAAAAAGACUAUCUCACCGGGGUCGGAGACUCGCUGGAUUUGGUGGUGAUUGGUGGCUACAAGGGCAGAGGCAAACGAACGGGAACUUAUGGAGGGUUUCUGCUUGCUUGCUACGACGAGGAUAACGAGGAGUAUCAGAGUAUUUGCAAAAUUGGUACCGGAUUUUCGGACGAUGACUUGCAGCGGCAUACGGACUUCCUGAAGGAGCAGAUUAUUCCGCGAGCUAAGAGUUACUAUCGAUACGACACGUCCCACGAACCGGACGAUUGGUUUUCGCCAGCCCAAGUAUGGGAAGUGCUAUGUGCGGAUCUAUCGCUGAGUCCAGUUCAUCGUGCUGCACAGGGCAUCAUCGAUGGCGAGAAGGGAAUAUCUUUACGUUUCCCUCGAUUCAUCAAAAUUCGCGAUGACAAAGGCGUAACCGAUGCCACUUCCGCUAAACAAGUGGCCGAAAUGUAUUUGAACCAAGACCAGAUAAAGAACCAGCAGGGAAAUCAACGCGAUCCCGAAGAAGACUUUUACUAGAUAAGUUAAUGUAUUUCCUGUUUGUUUGUUUUGUGUCCAUUGUAACCCAAAAAUAUUACAGUUAAAGCUAAAACAAUUUGUGUUAAUCAUCAGAAGCGACUUCAGCUUUGAUACAGAUGAGAAAUAUUCGCCCAUAUGUAGUUCGAAUUAUCCUCCUGGGAGGUAUUCUCCGGUCCCCAGGUAUCCGGCCUUGGGAACGGAUUGUGUCGAUCCAGAUAAUAGCUGCUUGGGGCAUGCAUCACAAAUUCCAUACAGCUAAGCUUCCGCGGGAGAUCUUCCUCGGGCCCUAUUAGAUAGGUAGCAGGGUCGAACUGUUCGUUUGGCGGAGGACUGGAUGUCGUUGGUAUAAGCCAAGUAAUAUAGGCAGAUUUUUCACAGUAAGAGUCGAUUUGCAAGCC
Messenger RNA from Toxorhynchites rutilus septentrionalis, 3155 nucleotides. RefSeq names its product DNA ligase 1 (gene DNAlig1). NCBI's taxonomy places the organism in Eukaryota, Metazoa, Arthropoda, Insecta, Diptera, Culicidae. Gene Ontology annotation, cellular component: mitochondrion; nucleus. Gene Ontology annotation, biological process: lagging strand elongation; Okazaki fragment processing involved in mitotic DNA replication; DNA biosynthetic process. The coding region runs from base 121 to 2757 and encodes 878 amino acids. Gene Ontology annotation, molecular function: DNA ligase (ATP) activity; ATP binding; DNA binding. The transcript is spliced from 5 exons. The record is from RefSeq and is a predicted model, not a curated record.